CUAGGUCAACGCGAUUUAUUUUCUUUUCGGAUUUAAUAGUCUCAUUUCGGGUUUUGCACAUGUUUCCGGUUUCGUUUGAAUUAGGUUGUAUACCACUAAAUGAUUACAAUGCACAAACAAUGCUAGUGCAAUAUAUCAUUAUAUGGUGAAAGCAGUGAUUCAAGUACAUGUAUCAUUACUCAUGUCAUUGUGUAUUUAGUUUAAAUAUACGAAGUAUACUGGGUGAAAUUUAGACAUAGAGAUGAUGAUGGUGCUAUGAAUACUGCUACAGAAAAAGACUUGCCACCAAUGAGUCCACAAAGGGAAACAGAGGCUGUGCCUCAAAGCAGUAAGGACAGUGAGGAUAUUGAUAAUCAGUCCAACCAAACAAGCCAUGUUGAAGAAACUAGUUCCAACAGAGAUAUAUUUACAGAGAGGAAAGCUAUCUGUGUGCAUACAGAAAUUCUUAACUUGGCAAAUCUAAGGAUAAAGAGAAUUUGUUCACAGAAGUUUUGUAAUAAGCCAGUAUCUGUGGCAGCAAAGUACAUAGGAACAUCAGUCCAGUUAAAAUGGACGUGUUCCAACAAUCAUCAUGUACAUACCUGGAACUCUCAGCCAGACAUCAACAAUAUCCCACCCAUGGAUGUAUUGCUCACCUGUCUUCUCCCAGCGUCAGACUACCCAGCUGUAAAUAUCACAUUUAGAAGGAUUGGUAUAGAAAUAAUGCCACCUGCUACAUGUAUGUUAUAUAGGGCUGGAGAGGAUAUUACCGGGACUACAGACAGUUAUAAUACAAGCGUGAAAAUGGAGCCAGGAUGUCACAAUAUGAACAUUGAUACACAACAAGAAUAUCUCUCAGUAACUGGAGAUGGAAAUGUAAAAACUGAAAAUGACGAUUAUAAUGAUGAGACUGACACCUCUGUGGACAUCAUGUAUGGUGAUGGGGAGGUAAAGAUGGAAGUACUACAUGAUGUAGAAGAGGCUGGUGGUAUCAGUGAUUCAGAAACAGAUUCAGCAACUGAUGAAGAGUUUACAGAGGUGCUUAAUCAGCUGAAUAAUGCCAGAAAUCUCUUGAAAAUACCAGAAGUCGGUGACAGCCAUUCACAGGAUUGUGUUAUUAAAAGUGCAAGAAUGAGGAAAAAGGGCUUCAGACCUAAUUAUGCUGCAUUAGAAUGGAAAGGUGAGACAGAAAUUGAAGAAAAUUUGAAGUCUAAAAUGUCCAAAGUUGUUCGAGGUACAAAAUAUGUGAGAAAAAACAAAAAAGAUCCCGACUUUGAUAUUUCAUUUGCAGCUGAUUAUGAUGGAAGUGAUGGGGACGAAAGUGGGGAUGAUGUACAUGUAAUUGACACUAAAAUAACUGAAGGAAACAAGAGUGUUGCUGAACCUAACACUGAUGAACAGUCUAAAAAGAUUCCAAAAAAGCGCAAAUAUGAAACAAGAAAAGAGGGAAUGAAAAAGAAAUCUACUACAAAGAAACAAAAGAAGGUGGUAGAAAUAAAAAAGCCGUGGAUCAAAAUUCAAUUAGCAGAUCAUGAAGACAAAUAUCGAACUGAAAAAAUGGAGUCUUUUGAAAGAAAGAAUCGUGGAAUAGAUGCAAGUGAGAAUCUGUACUCUUGUUUGGUUUGUCAACAUUUCAAAUGUUCCACUAAAGAUGUAAUAGAAAAUCACAUUGAAAAGCAUAUAAAUAAAGCUUUGGAAUGUGACAAUUGUCAGUAUAUUGGUUACUGUAAAGCAGACUUACGUGAACAUAGAAUAAAAUGCUGUAAUAUUGUAAAGGCGUUGUUUGUAUGCGAAAUUUGUGGUACUUCUGCUCAUUCAAUUGAAAGUAAGAGGAACCACAUGGGGAGAGUUCAUGAUGUUCCUGAAUGGAGAUGCCGAUUUUGUCCUGACCUGUCCAAAAGUGUAGGUGAUAGAUUAGAUCAUAUGAGGAAGGUUCAUCCAGAGCUUUGCCAAUACUGUGUGGCCUGUAAACAAAGUAAAUAUCAAUUAAAGAAGGAGGAGUUUGAGCACCAUAAGAAGAAUUGUGCCUCAAAGGAGCAGUGUGAGAUAUGUGGACAGCUUAUCACAUUAGGUGGUAUGAAUAAACAUGUUCAUGAUAAACACGAAAAUGUAAGAAAAUAUCAGUGCGAAAAGUGCCCGUAUGCUGCCAAAUCAUUUAAAAGAUUGAAAACACAUCUCUACAGCCAUGACAAUAUACACCCCUUUAGUUGCGACCAGUGCACUUUCACAUGUGUUCAAAAAUACCAGCUGGUUUCACACAUGCGAACACAUACAGGAGAAAAACCGUACAAAUGUACACAGUGUAAAUAUGCUGCAGCUUGGAAUGUUCAACUGAAGGAACAUGUCAAAGUUCAUGCGAUGGAUACAGCCAUCAUGUGUGAGAAAUGUGAGGUUAUGUUUAAAAAUGAAAAGACGCGGAAUAUUCAUCUGAAGAAAAGACAGUGUGUAGCAUGAUAUUGUUAAGAAUUAGUAUCUAGAUCAUAUAGAUUUUGACAAUUACUAGUAUUCAUAGUGCAGAUCUUGCUUCAAGGAAAGUGUUGUUUUUUUUACUGUACAGUUUACUAAAAUGAUUUUGAUUGUCCUUUUAGUAAAUUUGAAGUAAAUUUCCCCCUGAUCUGCUGCGUAUUGUUAAAAUUACGAUUGUCUAAUUUUUGUCUUUUUCCUUUGAAAAUUGCAAUUAUGCAGGAAAUAUGAGUAAAAUUUGAAUUAUUUAAUUCAAUGCGUUAAAAGCAAGUAUUUGCUUGAAUACAUUUAAACGGGUAAAAUUCAGUAAUACUAUCUCUAAAUUGAAGGAAUACGAGUUGUGAUGUAAAACGUUCCUUGUCUAGUUGUGAUAGUCGAUCCACCUCUCUAAUUAGAACAAAAUACUUGAUCUUGAAGCUGUUUGGUAAGAGGUGUCCAAUAUUAAAAAAUCAAUAAUUUGAGUCACAUUUUCUUCCAAUUCCACAAGUGUUGAUUUAAAUCUAGAAAUGCAGUUAAAGAUCAACGUUUAAGAUAUAAUUGGUGUGCACCACAGGUUCCCUUUCAAAAUUGGGGCAAUAAGGAAGAGUGAUAUAAUUGGUGUACCUCAGGUUCCCUUUAAUAAUUAGGGCAAUAAGGAAAGGUGAUAUAAUUGGUGUACAGCAGGUUCCCUCUCAAAAUUGGGGCAAUAAGAGAGUGGUAUAAUUGGUGUACCAUAGGUUCCCAGUCAAAAUUAAGGCAAUAAGGGAGAGUGGAGUGACAAAGAUUGUGUUUGAUUGCUGUAUAGAAUUUAAGACACUUUGCUAAAUGAUGUGCUCUCCUAUAUUUUUAUUUUUUUUCUCAUAUAAAUUAAAAUAAGAUAUGGAUGUGCUUCUCAUAAUGUUCGUUUUUUGCAAAGAGGAUAUAUUACACAUUCUUCUAUAUGAUCUGCGUUUUUCCAUAUUGAACAUACAUAGAAAGACUGAAGGUGUGCGUAUAUAUGCUACGCCCUCGUGAUAUAAUUCCUUGCAUUUGAACUCCAAACAGUGAUUUUAUUAAGUGACAAAAUCAGUUUUUGGGAUACAUGUCUAUUAUUUCUUAAAGGUAGUGUUGGUAAUAUGAACUUUUAAUACAUUUUAUUGAGUCUAUGGAUUAAUUCUGGAUCAUCCCUCCUAUUUCUUUGACUGCAUAUACCAUAAGGUAAUUUAGUAGAAUUCACUAUGAUAAUUAUCAUGUUGGAAGUACAUGUAUAUUUAAAGCUUAUUUUAUUAUAGAUUGGAUCUUAUAUUUUAUUUUAGUUUAAAGCUUCUAUUACUGUAUAUGACAGGAUACUAUUCAAAUGUUUUUUGUUUUGAGUUUUAAUUGACUAGAUAGUAGUAUUUUAUACAAAUAAGUAUACAAGGUAUGUAUUUUUAUGGAUUGUCUAAUGAUAUAGAAAUAAACCAUCAAAACCAUAUUAUUAUUUUAUUUUUUUAAGUCUUACUUAAAGAUACACUUGCUCAUGAAAAUAUUGAUAAUUGUUACUCUGUCUCUUUGUUUUGUUUUAGACUACACACUGUAGGUGGACACAAUAUGAAUAUACAGUGCCAUUUAAA
This is a messenger RNA of Ruditapes philippinarum (Manila clam), 4013 nucleotides long. Its product is annotated as zinc finger protein 37-like. The record is from RefSeq and is a predicted model, not a curated record. The coding region runs from base 256 to 2433 and encodes 725 amino acids. The transcript has 8 exons. Gene Ontology annotation, molecular function: RNA polymerase II transcription regulatory region sequence-specific DNA binding; DNA-binding transcription factor activity, RNA polymerase II-specific. Gene Ontology annotation, biological process: regulation of transcription by RNA polymerase II. Lineage: Eukaryota; Metazoa; Mollusca; Bivalvia; Venerida; Veneridae.